AUGCACGCCGACGCUGGCCGGAUGGCGAGUGACCUGAGCCAGAGGGCAGUUUUUCGUGCGGCCUCGGGGCUGGCCGUGCUUUCUGGCGGGGGUCGCGUGUGGUCAUCAGAUGGUGCCGACUAUUUUCAGGAAGCCGAGGUAACGAAUCAUGUUGACGUCUUUGUCAGCCACUCUUGGGCAGCAGACCGCUGGAUGAAACACCUGGCCAUGUGUUACUUUCUGAAUUUUGGCCUGUCUGUGAAAGUCACGCUUGCAGCUGUGUUACUUUCACAAGGCAUCUUCUUUAUCUACCCAGAACAAUCGAUCAGCACGCUGUUCGUCUUAGUCAUGGACUUUCCUGUGCUCGCCUUCUUCCUUGCGUUCUUUUUCGGGCAGCAUUUGACCUGCGGUCGCUGGUGCCCGUCACUCUGGGUCGAUAAGCUCUGCAUUGAUCAGACCGAUGAGUCCGCCAAGCAGCGUGGCAUCGCAAGUGUGCCCACCACCGUGUCCAACUCGUCAGAGCUCCUUGUUUUGUGGGACGAAACUUACUUUCAGCGCCUGUGGUGCAACCUGGAGCUAUCGAUUUUCGCAAGACGCCGCGGCGUCAAGCACGUUCUCUUGGUCCCUUUGUGGCUGGCACCAUGGUUGUUGAGCACCAUGCUGUUGCUGUAUUUGGAAGGGCGGCUCAUGGCAAUCAUGUGGAGCUUGAACCCGAAGAUGGGUAUCGAUGUGAACGCGGAUGAUGCCCAAGCUGCAACGAAUGUGUACAUGUACGGCUUCCAGCACAUGCUUGAUAUCCUUGAGGCGGCCCCAUUUUACGCCUUGCUAUACCUUCCCAUGAUACCGGUUAGCCUCACAGCUUUUCAAGCAAAGCUUGACGGGCAUGCAACUCUACUUGCAGACAUGGAGUCCUUCGACAUACGAGAUGCAAAAUGCUCUGUGGAGGAGGAUCGCCAGGCAAUCGAAAUGCAGGUUGCCGAGCUCUUCAGCCUCGAAUCUUCCAGCAUCUCUCGCUCCAAGAGCACCGACUCGGAGGACGCGGCGGAAGAGACCAGCAUCCUGACACAAACCGAGGCAGACCUUCCGGCUCCUGCAGCAAGCCGCAGCCCCCAGCACGAGCAAUGCCUCAAUUCAUUCAACCUCUUCGUGCGCGGCUCACUUCGCGACGCGAUAAUCGACGACUGGGGCCUUGAGACGCACUUGCCAUGGCACAUCUGUCUGCUUGCGUGGUUGCCCACCAUGCUUUGCUUGACAGCUGUGUCGUGGUGUGCCAUCGACUUUUAUGAGGAGAUGGGCUUCACCUCUCAGAAGCAGUAUCUCCUCGUGGCAGGUCUGGAACUCUGGGUUUGCUAUCCGAUCUGCCUACCUUUGGCUCACCCAUGGUGCCUGCGCUCUCUGAGAUGCGUUUCCAGCACACAGCACGCACGCAAAGCGUUGCUGGCUUUGUGUUGCGCCGGCGUGUUCGUUGUUGUCGAGGCAGCGGCAGAGCUCCUGACCGGCUCGAUUGAGAGCUUUGCCUUCACUGCACAGCCCGCAUUUCUGGCAAUCUUCGUACUGAUCUUUGUACUCACCAUGCAGGCAUGCUACAUGACCUUCUCGCCAGAUGCCGGGAAAUUUUCCAGCAGGGGCCUUCUGAGAGGCUGA
Symbiodinium natans is the source of this 1623-nucleotide messenger RNA. Lineage: Eukaryota; Dinophyceae; Suessiales; Symbiodiniaceae. The record is from the annotation of a GenBank genome assembly.